CCCAACAACCAGCAGACGACUUUCAUUUAUACAUUAUACAAGUCAAUCUCACUUGCAUUCAUCCCUCUUAACUCUUGCUUCCUAUCUUACAAAAAAGAUAAUAAUGGCUGUAAUCGAAGUUUUUCUAGGUGCAGUUCUCACUGUUUUGCUUGAGAAGCUGGCCUCUGGUGAGCUACUGAAAUUUCUGCGUCAUGUAGGAAUCGACGCCCAGCUGGUAGAAUGGAAGACAACUUUGAAGAGGAUCCAGGCAGUGCUUACUGAUGCUGAAAACAAGCAAACAACGGACAAAGAUGUGAAAGAGUGGCUAAUUGAUCUGGAAGAUUUGGCUCUUGAUCUUGAAGACUUAGUGGAUGAGUUGAAUACUGAAGCCUUGCAGCGCAAAUUAAAGGAAAAUAAAGGCAGCACCAGUAAGGUAAAAAAGCUCGUCCCCACUUGUUGUACUAAUCUUUCUUUCACUGAUUUCAUGUCUGAUCGCGGGAUUGCUUCCAAGCUAAAAGAGGUCAGUGGCCGGUUGAAAGAUCUGGAAGAACAGAAAAAAUUUCUCGAUUUGGUGGAAAAUGUAAGGGGAAGGUCUUAUGGAAGAUUGCCAACAACUUCGCUCGUGGUAGAAUCGAAAGUUCAUGGAAGAGAGAAGGACAAGGAGGAAAUACUGAAUAUCUUAUUUGGUGUUGAAUCAAAUGAUAGUCAAAUAUCCGUGAUUCCAAUUGUGGGCAUGGGAGGUAUCGGCAAAACAACUCUGGCCCAACUUGUGUAUAAUGAUGAAAGAUUGAAGGACAAGUUUGAUCUUAAGGGAUGGGCUUACGUUUCGGAGGAAUUUGAUGCUGUAAAAGUAACAAAAAACAUUCUUGAGUCAGUUUCUUCUGGUGGAAAGUGUGAUUAUGAAAAUUUUGACACGCUUCAGAACAAACUAAAGGAGAGCCUUUCAAACAAGAAAUUUCUAGUAGUUCUAGAUGAUAUUUGGCAUGAAAAUUACGAAGAUUGGGAGAUCCUAAGCCGUCCUUUUCUUGCUGGAAAACCUGGAAGCACAAUCAUCAUUACCACUCGACAAGAAAGGGUGGCCAAAAUCAUGUCUGAAAUUCCAGCAUACAAUCUGGAUCUGUUAUCAGAGGGCGAUGCUUUAUCAUUGCUAGCUCAACAUGCAUUUGGAGCUAAAACUUUUGACGGUCAUCCAGCUUUAAUAGAGAUUGGUAAGUCUAUGGUAAGAAGAUGUAAGAUGUUGCCCCUGGCAGUAAAGGCCCUUGGGGGGCUUCUUCGAGUUGGUCGUGAAGAUUGGGAAAAGGUGUUGAAAAGUGAAAUCUGGAUGAAUGAAGAAAAUAUUGGAAUUCUUCCUGCUCUAAAACUGAGUUAUCACCAUCUUCCUCCGGAAUUGAAAAGAUGCUUUGGUUACUGUGCUCUCUUUCCCAAGGACUACGAAUUUGACAAGUUCCAACUAGUGUACUUUUGGAUGGCUGAAGGUCUUCUGCAGGAAACAAAGAAAGAUAAGUUAAUUGAAGAUGUUGGUAGUCAAUAUUUUGAUGAACUAUUGGCUAGAUCAUUCUUCCAACAAUCAAGUGCCAAUGCUUCACGCUUUGUGAUGCACGACCUCUUUAACGAUCUAGCUAUGUCUGUUGCUGGUGAUAAAUGUUUGAGGAUGGAUGAUGAACUGCAGGAGAUUUCUGUAAAGGUCCGUCACUUGUCAUUCAAGCGCAGGAUGUUUGAAACUUAUCCUAGAUUUAACUUUCUUGACAAAGUUCAAAAGUUGAGAACCUUUUUGCCACUACCUGUUGAGGCGUCAUUUAAUUACUUAUCCCAAAGAAAUUUGCUUCACCUAUUCGCAAAUUCAUACUGCUUAAGAGUGCUAUCCUUGAAUGGUUAUGCCAUAUAUGAGUUGCCAGAUUCUAUUGGUGAUUUAAGACAUUUAAGAUACCUGGGCCUAGCUGGAACAAGACUGAGGUGGUUGCCUGAAUCUGUGUGCACUCUUAUCAAUUUACAAGUGUUGAUUCUAAGUGGUUGUAGUAGACUUACCAAAUUACCCACAAGCAUGGAAAAUCUUGUUAAACUUCGGUAUCUGGACAUUACUCAUACUUGCAAUUUACAUGAGAUGCCUCAGGGAAUUGCUCAACUAACAAGUUUGCGAACGUUAACUAAGGUGACUGCAAGUAAAAAUAAUGGAAUGAGUUUAAAGGAGUUGGGCAAUCUAUCAUUUCUACAAGGUAAUAUUUCUAUUGAGGAAUUGCAAAAUGUUGUGAAUGUUAAAGAAGCAACGGAAGCAAGGCUAAUGGAUAAGCCAAGCCUCAACGGAAUAAGGUUGGAAUGGAGCGCAGGCUUUGAUGAUCCUCGGAAUAAAAUUUUAGAAUUGAAUGUGCUUAAUGCAUUAAAGCCCCAUAAGAACUUAUCAACACUUGAAAUCAAGUAUUACGGGGGUGAGAAUUUCUCUAAUUGGAUUGAAGAUUCAGCAUUCCUUAAGUUAGCAAGGAUAAGCUUUGAAUAUUGUAAAAAUUGCACGAUUUUGCCACCAUUAGGGCAACUACCUUUGCUAAGAGACUUAAGCAUUCGAGGCAUUGAUCAAGUAAAAGUGAUUGGAGCUGAAUUUUAUGGAAAUAGAGGCCAUGGAGAAUUACCUUUUCCAUCACUCAUUAAUCUGACUUUUAGUGACAUGUCUAACUGGGAGGAAUGGGUUGGAAUAGGAGGUGUUAUCCAACUUCCUAAGCUAUGCUCAUUGAUUAUAACUGAUUGUUCAAAAUUGGUCAGUCUUCCAAAUCUUUUACUGCCAUCCCUACGUCACAUAAAUGCUGCUGGGUGUAAUGAGGUGGUGCUAAAUAGUAUGCAGAAUUUGAAAUCUUUAACCAGCAUAAUAUUGUGUAGAAUUUUCGGAUUAACUUCAAUUAUCAAAGCAUUUGUACACUUUCCUUUUACACUUGAAAGUGUCACAGUUAAUGAAUGUCACAACCUUGUGACUCUAUGGCCAGGUGAUAGUACUGCACGAAACCUAGUUGACCUACAACGCGUGGAUAUUGACAGUUGUCCUCGGCUAUUGUCCCUUCAAGAGAUUGACGUUCUUCCCGAUCUUAGGAGACUUUAUAUAAGAAAUUGUGGAGCUCUGGAGUUGUUGCCUCAUAAAAUAUCUUGUCUUGAGAGAUUGUCUAUCAACAAAUGUCCAUCGUUAAGGACGAUGAUGAAGCUACAGAAUUGCAACAUCUCGCUCGAUUAUCUAAAAAUUUCUCGUGUGAAUUUGAAUUUGGCAAAUUUACUAGGCUCUGGCUCCAAUUACCAAAGUCUCACUCAUCUACAAAUACGGUCUUGUGAUGGUCUAGAAUUGUUUCCCAAUGGAGGCUUGCCCACACCAAAUUUAAAACUACUAAAGAUAAUUGAGUGUCAACAUCUCAAGUCGUUACCUGAUCGGAUGGAUCUACUUUCAUCCCUUUCGUUCCUGGGGGUGUCUUCUUGUGCUUCAUUGAAGGAACUCUUUCCCCAGGAGGAUAUUCCCCCAAAUCUGUGUCACCUUGAUAUCAGAAAUUGCGGAAAACUAAAACCCCCGGGGGAGUGGGGCCUACACAAACUCACCUCUCUUCAAACCUUUGAAUUUGGUGGAUGUCUAGAGCUGGUUUGCUUCACUAACAAUGCUGACGAAGAACACUGUGUGCUUCCUCCAUCUCUAACAGCUUUGUCGUUGGAUGACCUGCCGAAUCUCGAAACACUAUCAAGGGGCUUCCAAAGCCUCACCUUUCUUCAACAUUUAUGCAUCUCUAGAUGCCCAAAGCUUGAGGCGUUGCCUAUGGGAGACUAUCUUGAAAAGCUUUUGAGCCUUGACAUUCAAGGCUGCCCACUUCUUAAGAAACGGUGUUUGAAGAACAAAGGAGACUACUGGCCCAUCAUUGCUGACAUUCCGGUCGUCGAAAUUGAUUCCCGAUCCAUCUAUGAUCCAUGUCCAUGAAUUCAAUUACACGAGGCAUUUUCUGAUUACUUGUAAGAACACAAGAUGGAAUGAAUGUGUCUCUUCAUUAGACCUUCAAAAUGUCGCUGUGAGCAUAUUGCCUGUCAAGAAGAAUCAUUUGAGUUGAGGACGAUAAGAUGUUACAUUUUUUAGCUAUGCUGUUUUUCAGCUUACUCCAACUUGAACUCGGCUAAUGUUGCUAGAAGAAAAUCGAAUUUCUUUCUGCUCAAACGAUGGAAUGAUGAUUGAUGGCAUCACCUGGUUGCUGAAAUGAUAGGAUUGUCGUAGACAUGUUCAAUUGGCACUUGAUAGAGGUCUCCCUUCAAUCAAAACUUAAUCUAAAGACAGCUCCCUCUUCAUCCUUUGUCAUAUGAAGUGGUUCACUGCACUCAAUGUAGCAUUGUCUGUGAUAACAAAGAAGGAAAAGAAAGCGAAUGAUCCAAACAAGCCAAAGAGACCUCCAAGUGCUUUCUUUGUUUUCAUGCUAGAGGGGCUGUUGAAUUCGACAAGGCAAAGUCUGAGGUUAAUGGUGAUGAGGACGAUGAGAACAGUGGAGACGAGGAAGAUGAUGAGUAAGCACUAUCAUGAA
Molecule: messenger RNA, 4502 nt
Organism: Olea europaea var. sylvestris
Lineage: Eukaryota; Viridiplantae; Streptophyta; Magnoliopsida; Lamiales; Oleaceae
Product: putative disease resistance RPP13-like protein 1
Exons: 8
Coding region: 104-3913 (1269 amino acids)
Biological process (GO): defense response to other organism
Molecular function (GO): ADP binding
Source: RefSeq, a predicted model, not a curated record